UUAUAGUUAUUUUAAUUUGAACAACAUUUAACUUUAUCUUUACUUAUUUUUGUAGGAAAUAUGUGAGUUGCUGAUGCUUAUGAGGAGGGACACUCAAGUUGUCUCUGAGUUUUACAUGGAGAAAAUUAAGUUGUUCUUAGAACAAAAACGUUCAUUUUCUUCUCCUCCUGUCCCUUUUGCUGAUGUUCCUUCUACCUCAUCCACACCUUUUUCUGAAACCCAAAGUUUUUUCAUGAAUCCUACCGUGCUGAAUACAAUCGAUGAGAUAGUUGACACGGUUAAAUGGGUUACCUCUAUUCCAAGUAUGGUGAAUGAGGUUUUUGUUGCUGAUGAGGGUAAUGUAGAUGUUUUGCAUCAGGUAAUUGAAGAUGAUGUAGUGGAUGAGGUUGAAUUGGAUCAAGUUGUUGAUGAUGUGGCAAAUAAUGUCACUGUUUUUGAAAGCCAUGGUUAUGAGAAUGUAUUGAUACAUGGCAGGGCAAAGUGUUCCAUUCCUUUUAGAGGUUUGAAUGAUAAAUUUACGUUUGUUUCACAUAUGAUGAAAUCAAGCAAAAAAUAUAUGAGAACACUUGGUUCGUUACUUCAAGAAACAGUCGACUAUUGUUUUGUUUUUGACAAAUGUUUCGACAAUAGUGAAUUGCUUGUGAAUUUUGAGGACAAUUUGAGAAUUCAAAGGGAAGAGUUUUAUACUCUAGGGGAUCCCUCAAAGUGUACUCAUGUUUCUGUUGUGGAUUGUUGGUGUUUAUUACUCAAUGAAAAUGAAAAGAACAAACAAUCUUCCAAAAAGUUCUUUUUUAAUGCUAGCUCUAGUCUUGCUUUGUUGGAUUUUAAUAAUAGUGGUGGUUCUCAACAAAUUGAUUUAAUUUAUGAUUCUUGGGUCAAAUGGGUGGAUUUCAACCAAGUUGAUUUGUCUAAGUUUGAUCUGGUAAGAUAUUUUUUUAAUGAUUGAUUUACUUAUAUAGUCACUAUUUUAGUUAUUAUAGCUACUAAUAGGUAGUUAGUACUUGUGCAGUCACUUUUUUUUAGAUAUAUUUAUUGAUUCAGUGAUAUAUAAUAUACAGAUUGUGGUUCCAAUACUGAAGGGCAGUCAGUCACUUUUGAAUAUUCAGUGAUAUAUAAUAUAGCUACUAAUAGUUAUUGAUGGUUUAUUUAGCUGGUAAAAUUGAUUUCUUUAUUCAAAUUGAGCCGAAAUAAAUUGUGCUUAGAGAUGGGCGAUAUUUAAUACGUAUUAAUGCGUAAUCGAUCAUAUGUAGUUGUUUUAUGGGUCAA
Molecule: messenger RNA, 1266 nt
Organism: Amaranthus tricolor (Joseph's coat)
Lineage: Eukaryota; Viridiplantae; Streptophyta; Magnoliopsida; Caryophyllales; Amaranthaceae
Exons: 3
Coding region: 74-946 (290 amino acids)
Source: RefSeq, a predicted model, not a curated record